Messenger RNA from Frieseomelitta varia, 1177 nucleotides. RefSeq names its product upstream stimulatory factor 2-like. Lineage: Eukaryota; Metazoa; Arthropoda; Insecta; Hymenoptera; Apidae. Gene Ontology annotation, biological process: regulation of transcription by RNA polymerase II. The transcript is spliced from 4 exons. The record is from RefSeq and is a predicted model, not a curated record. The coding region runs from base 84 to 851 and encodes 255 amino acids. Gene Ontology annotation, molecular function: DNA-binding transcription factor activity, RNA polymerase II-specific; RNA polymerase II cis-regulatory region sequence-specific DNA binding; protein dimerization activity.
AAAAUAUAUCGCGGUGCAAGUGUAAUGUAUCUUACAUAUGUAGAUAAAGUUUCGACAAAAGACAAUUCGUUCUAAAAAUUAAAAUGGAAGUUUUAAAUCAUGUUGAUGAAAGUGUGGAUGAGAAUACAAUUAGCAAUGACAAUGUCGGCGUAGUUUUAGAAGAAGCAGAAAUAAUAGAUUGUGAUACAGAAAUAGAAACUAUCACAGAAGAAGACAAUAUACAGUAUCAAUUAUGUGAAGUAAAUAGAAAUGAUAAUGCAGUGGCAUAUCGCGUGGUACAAGUCAGUGAUAGUCAUUCAAAUAACUCUGAAUUAUCAAUAGCUGCACCUAUAAAUAAUACUGUUCAAGUUUUGACAUCGCCUAUCAAUGGUCAGUUCUAUGUACUUAGUAAUGGUAAUGAAGUAGUUACCUCAGAAACUACAAGAACAGUUGCACCACGUGUUAAAUUGCAAAUAGACAAUCCACAAAACAUCCUUACUACCAUUAAAAAGAGAGAUGAAAGAAGAAGAGUAACACAUAACGAAGUCGAAAGACGCCGUAGAGAUAAAAUUAAUAAUUGGAUUUCAAAAUUGGGGAAACUUUUACCAGAGUGUGAACAAAGUGCUACAGGAGAUGGCGAUUUAAAAACUAAUUUUGAGUUACAAAGUAAAGGAGGAAUUUUAGCAAGAGCAUGCCAAUACAUUACAGAAUUGCGUGAUGUACAGGAAAAUUUUCAACAAAGUUUAGAUGAAAAUGCUCAAUUGUUAGAAGAAGCUAGAACUUUAAGGCAAGUGGUAAAUCAAUUGAGGAAAGAAAAUUCAGAAUUAAAAGACCAAAUUGCAAAAAGUGCAACAUAUAUACUUGGUACCUAAUUUUUGUGAGUAUAUAAGUCACAUAAAUGAGUAUAAUAAAUAACAAUAGAUAUGGUUUCCUUUUUAUUAAAUAUCUUUUCUUUGAAUUGAUUUUGUUAAAAGUAUAUUACCUUCUUGUAACAAGUACUGGUAAAAAAUAAUGUGUAGGAAAUGCAUAUAACUCAGUAUAAUAAAAUAGUAAUGAUGUAGUAAUUAUAAAAUGUUUAUUUACAUAUAUUUAACUGAGUAUAUAUUUAUAUUUUGAAAACAAUUGUAAACACAUUAUGUAAUUUCAACUGUACAUAUCAUGAACAAUAAUUAUUAUAUAACGUGAACAAUCGAGCAAA